AGAGAGAGAGAAAUGGAGGUUUUGACUAGAGAGAGAGAGUAGAGAGUAGUAGGAGUGUUGUGUGUGUAUUCCGUUAACAACAGCGGCGAUUUCUGAGGCGCUGUGUCGUGUAUUCUGUUUCGUCGGUUUGGUUGAGGGCCGAUUCACUCGCCCUUUGUUUCGCCCAAACUCCCAUAUCUUAUCGCCGAUUAAUACCCGAUGAGUAUUGUGUAAGGACAUUGAACAUUAUUCACUCUUUUCAUGCACAGCUCUCUCCCCCUCUGAUGCGCUCUGGGAUCGCUGAAGAUUUUGGGUUUGCAGUGAUAGCAGUAAAUGCUACUAUUCAAUUCCACUCCUAGAAGCUUAUAUAGGCCUUAAUCCCAGUGUUUAUAGCACUGCACAGCAUUUACGUCCGUAUACGUAUGCAUAUAUACACGUUUAUGACCUUCUGGUGUAGAAUUUGAUUUGAUGGAGCUGUAGAGAGGACUCUCGCUCAGAGCUCUUCUUAAUUGCUUCCUGUUGUUUUCGUCGAGGUUUAAUAUACAUGUGCAGUUCUUCACGUUUCACAGUGUUUACUAAGGAAGAGUGAAGGGAGGUUUUAGCAGCGGAGGAAUUGAAGAUUAGGAAAAUUACAUCUCGAGAGGGAGGUUUGGAGGAGGAAAUGGAGUCGUGCGAGGAGAAGAAUUGUUUGGACUCGCAGCUAUGGCACGCUUGCGCCGGCGGGAUGGUGCAAAUGCCUCCGGUGAACUCGAAGGUUUUCUAUUUCCCGCAAGGCCACGCUGAGCACACUCUCACCAAUAAUGUCGAUUUCUCCAUGCUGCCUAAGAUUCCAGCUCUGAUUCUCUGCCGAGUCGGCGCCGUGAAGUAUUUGGCCGACCUCGAGAGCGAUGAGGUUUAUGCUAAGAUUCGGCUGGUUCCGAUUGGGAACAAUGAGCCUGACUUUGAGGAUGCGGUUUUAGGGAGCAGUGCAUCGGAAACCGCCGAAAAGCCCACUUCGUUUGCUAAGACGUUGACUCAAUCAGAUGCCAACAAUGGUGGCGGUUUCUCUGUUCCCAGGUACUGUGCGGAGACGAUCUUCCCGCGAUUGGAUUACACGGCCGAUCCUCCUGUCCAGACCGUGAUUGCUAAGGAUGUUCAUGGUGAAACGUGGAAGUUUAGGCACAUCUAUAGGGGGACGCCAAGGAGGCAUUUGUUAACAACAGGGUGGAGCACUUUUGUGAACCAGAAGAAGCUAGUUGCUGGGGAUUCGAUUGUGUUCCUCAGAGCAGACAAUGGAGAUCUCUGUGUUGGAAUCCGAAGGGCAAAAAGGUGUGGCAGCAUUGGCCUCGACGCUCCAUCCGGAUGGAACACCGGUGCCGGAACCUAUGGUGGAUUUUCAGCUUAUUUGAGGGAAGAUGAGAACAGAAUCAAGAGAAGUGGUAUUAAUGGAAACCCAAAUUCUUCUGGUGGGGGUUUUAGGGAAAGGGGAAAAGUGAAGCCGAAAUCUGUUAUUGAAGCUGCAUAUCUCGCUGCCAGUGGGCAGCCGUUUGAAGUUGUUUAUUAUCCACGGGCAAACACACCGGAAUUUUGUGUUAGGGCAUCAUCUGUGAAUGCCGCAAUGGGUCUCCAGUGGUGCUCGGGGUUGAGGUUCAAGAUGGCAUUUGAAACUGAAGAUUCUUCUAGAAUAAGCUGGUUCAUGGGAACAAUAUCCUCUGUUCAGGUUGCUGACCCCAUCCACUGGCCUAAUUCACCAUGGCGGCUUCUUCAGGUGACAUGGGAUGAACCUGAUUUGCUGCAAAAUGUGAAGCAUGUGAGCCCGUGGCUAGUUGAGUUGGUCUCAAACAUGCCCAUGAUUCAUCUAUCACCUUUCUCACCACCAAGAAAAAAGUUGUGUUUACCACAAGAUUUGUUGAUUGACGGUCAAUUUCGAAUACCGUCAUUUUCAAGCAACCCCCUUGGGGCCAGCAGUCAUUUCUGUUGUCUAUCUGACAACAUUUCUGCAGGCAUGCAGGGAGCCAGGCAUGCUCAAUUUGGAGGACAGUUAUUGGAUCUCCACCUUAGAAAUAAAAUGCAGUUGGGACAAUUACCACCAAGUUUCCGGCAGAUUGAUUCUGAAUCUAAAGUUUCUGAUGGGAUGAUUAAGAGUCAAAAGGAGGGCAAUGAAAACACCUCUUGUUUGCUAACCAUUGGGAACUCUGCUCAGAGGUCAGAGAAAACUGAUACCGUGAUGACACCUCGAUUCUUGCUCUUUGGUCAGCCAAUACUCACUGAGCAGCAAAUGUCACAUGGCUGCUCUAUUGAUGCAGUUUCACAAACUUCAACAAGAAAAAUUUCCAGAAGUGAGAUGCAAUUACAACCAGAGAGAUCCCAUAUUGACCGGAAAGACCUUCAGGAAAAUCUAUCAAGUCCUACAUUUUUCCUGAAUCAAGCUUGUCAUGUAGCUGAACUUGGCCAACAUACUGGUCAUUGCAAAGUUAUCAUAGAGUCAGAAGAUGUUGCUCAUACUCUUGAUCUCUCAGUUUUGGGGUCAUAUGAAGAGCUAUACAAAAAACUUGCUGACAUGUUUGGAAUAGAAAGAUCAGAGAUGCUACGCCGCAUAAUCUACUGUGAUGCAACAGGUGCCCUCAGACAAAUCGGAGAUGAACCAUUCAGUGAGUUCAAAAGGAAUGCAAAAAGAUUGACAAUUUCAAAGAAUGCCGGCAGCAGUGCUGGGAGGACAUGGGUCACUGGUUUCCCAACUGGCGAACGAGGGCUAAAUUCCUCAAACCAGGCGGGCGCUCUCAGCAUAUUUGCAUAGGCUUACCAGCACCAUAUGGUUGAUUCAGAGAAUUGAAUUGUGUAUUGACGAGCUUCUCGAAAGAUCUUCCGUUAUGUAUUGCCAAAUAACUACUCAAUUGCAAGUUUCUCUGUGACGGUUAGUCUCUCCCCAUUGUGUCUAGUUUGGAUAGAGUUGACGUUCAGUUGUUAGCCGCUCAUAGCUACCUGGUAGCAAUAUAAUAUGAACAAAUGUGGUGUGAUGUUAGUAUUGACGACUGAUGUGUAGCAGCAAGGCUAGGUAUUGAUGAUAGCUAGCAGAACGUGAAUUCUCUUUUAGGUUUCCAAUUUAAUAUGUUCAGACAAAGUAUUUGGUUUCAAAUUAUGUUCGUUGCUCUACCUUGCA
This is a messenger RNA of Ipomoea triloba (trilobed morning glory), 3118 nucleotides long. Its product is annotated as auxin response factor 18-like. Lineage: Eukaryota; Viridiplantae; Streptophyta; Magnoliopsida; Solanales; Convolvulaceae. The transcript is spliced from 5 exons. Gene Ontology annotation, molecular function: protein binding; DNA binding. The record is from RefSeq and is a predicted model, not a curated record. The coding region runs from base 641 to 2755 and encodes 704 amino acids. Gene Ontology annotation, cellular component: nucleus. Gene Ontology annotation, biological process: response to hormone; regulation of DNA-templated transcription.